Ananas comosus (pineapple) is the source of this 1456-nucleotide messenger RNA. Its product is annotated as mRNA decay activator protein ZFP36-like. Lineage: Eukaryota; Viridiplantae; Streptophyta; Magnoliopsida; Poales; Bromeliaceae. The record is from RefSeq and is a predicted model, not a curated record. Bases 186 to 752 code for a protein of 188 amino acids. Gene Ontology annotation, molecular function: metal ion binding; mRNA binding. The transcript has 3 exons.
CCUCGUCGUCGUCGACCUCGGCCGAUUCCUCCGAUUCAGCAGUGCGGAGGAAGCUGCAGCGGCUCCUCCGCCUCCGAUCGUCGUCUCCCCCGCCAUUGGGGCCGGUGAUCGAGAACGUGAGGAGGUACAGGGGCGCGGCGGCGGCGGCGCCGGUGAAGGUGGAGGUGGAGGAGGACGUGCUGGUGAUGGACGGGGUGCUGGUGGGCGAGCCCGGCUCGAGCCGGCCCGGUCGAUCGCUCGCCCCCGACUUCGCCUCGCCCGGUAGCAGCAGCAGCUUGUACAAGACCGAGAUCUGCCGCACGUGGGAGAACGCCGGCACGUGCCGCUACGGCUCCAAGUGUCAGUUUGCUCAUGGGAAAGAGGAACUGCGCGUGAUUCGACCUAUGAAGCUAAAAUCUGAGUUGGAGAGGCAGAGCAUCAGAUCAGUCCCAGCCGCCGGUUCCGGCGUGCACGGCCCCCGAUUCCGGUUCCUCCCACCGGCGCCACCCACGGCCCCCGCUCCUCCGGGACCUGCCGCUUUCAGCCCUAAACAAACAGGCGAACAUUCCCUUCCCCCUGCAUCAAAACCCGACAUCCUAACAUCGAAGGCGGAGUCUUCUCUCGCGCCAACUCCCCAUGCCUCUCUUCCACCGCCGGAUUCAACGUUCGCGUGGCCGCCAUCUGAGGAAGAGGACACGUACAUAACCCGCGUGCUCUACGGCCCCAGUUCGCGCCGGCGGCUCCCCGUCUUCGCGGACAUCUGUCCAGAGUGAGUUCUUUCCUUUGAAUCUUCAUUUGAUCGAAUAAGCUUUUACUUUUAGAGAAAGUUUAAAUGAGUUUUAGCAAAACAUGGACGCGCCAGCAACUUUUAUCUUCGUUAUAAUAGUCUUUCUUUUACUUUCGUAAAUUAUAGUCUACUAUCAUCUCUUGAUCUUCGACAAUCCCAAUAGGAUUACAAACAAGCAUAACAUUACUCAAACCAAAAAUUAAGAACGAACGUUAGAGGUUAGCUAUCGAGUCCCAUCAUUUGAAUACAUAUUUGGGUGUGACUCAUUGACUUAUUUUGGUUGUCUAAAUCCGGCCAGUGGGUGCGACAAUUACGGCGGCGUUACGCGGAUUAAUUGCCGACCUAAUGUAUGUGUAGUCUAUUGAGCCCAUCACAAAUUCACAAGGCUCCUAAUUUUAUAAAACCCCCUCUAGCUAUUAUAUUCCUUACCUAAACUUUUGACCUUUUCUUCUGCAAAGUAAAAUAACCCUUUUCUCUCGAAAAUACUCAAAUUAUCUUUAUAAUUAAUGUUAGAAGCUUCAAUUUAAAAGUUGCUUUUUUAAAUUAAAAUUUUAUUUUUUUUACUGCAGUAGAAGCUCCGACUUUUUCUUUUCGGUGCAUGGUAGUUACCCUCUCAAAAUAAUUUUGCAAGAUAUUUUUUUGAUGUAUUUUGGAUAUUGGCUCUCUAAACUUUUUGAUUGACUACUAAAA